Solanum tuberosum (potato) is the source of this 2540-nucleotide messenger RNA. Its product is annotated as probable receptor-like protein kinase At5g18500. Gene Ontology annotation, biological process: protein phosphorylation. The record is from RefSeq and is a predicted model, not a curated record. The coding region runs from base 583 to 2109 and encodes 508 amino acids. Lineage: Eukaryota; Viridiplantae; Streptophyta; Magnoliopsida; Solanales; Solanaceae. Gene Ontology annotation, molecular function: protein kinase activity; ATP binding. The transcript is spliced from 8 exons.
UCUGAUAAUCAGUCAUCUUCAUAAGAAAUUAAAAAAAGGGGUUGGGGUGCCAACUAAGAGUUUGCCUUGCACCUCUUCCAUGACUUCCCUUUUACUGUUUGUAAGGCAUUUCCUUAUCACCUACCACUGAUAACUCCAUCCUUCCUUUCCUUCUCUGUCAUAUUACUAUUCUAAAAAAGUUGUCCACAAAAAAUAAAUCAUAUACAUUAUUACAAUUCUAUGUAUCUUUACUCUCUUUUGUAAAUUUAGUACUUUUGUUGUUGUUAACUGGUUUACUGUUGAGGGGGGCAGGUGGUGGUCUAAGAAAACACCAUCUCAGCUUAGAUUUGGACUUGAAUCUCUCAAUGCUGUGAAGAAUCAGAUACAAGAUUGUAAUAUUAGUUUUGCUAUUUAACUUGUGUUGCUCUAAAGAGGGUUUAUUUGUGUGUGUUCUUGGAAUUUGGUUAUUUUGACAUUGUCUUUUGGGGUUUUCUUGGUCAAGAUCUGUAGGGAUUGGUUAAUGAUGAUGGAGUUCUUGAGAUCUGGGCAUUGAAGAUUUGAUAUUGGGUAAUAUCUCAGGAAGGUCUGUUGACAUCCUAGAAGAUGGCUGGUAGUCUAAACGAUGAGUUAUCCAAAAAAACUGCUGUUUUUGGUCUCAAGGUCUGGCAAUUGAUCGGAAUUUUUGUUGGGAUUUUUAUUGUGGCAAUCCUCUUACUGUUGACAUUGUAUCUCACUUUACGGAGGAAGUCGAGAAGAGGUACAGACAAUCUCCCUGUUAGCCAAAUACCAACAGUUUCUAAAGAAAUUAAAGAAGUUCGGGUUGAGCAAGUAUCAACAAAUGAUUUUUCUCCACGAGACGGAAUUCUUCUCACCAUUCAUGACAAAACCAGUGAUAAAGAAUCAGAUAAGGUUCUGGUUCAUCUUGGAAUGGGGAAAAAGAAUGGAGAUAACAGCAGUCAAUCAGGUUCCUUCCAUCAUGUUGACAAGGACUGUUGUGGAUCACAAUCAGGAGAAGAAGGGAGUUCAUGCAAAAGUGCAAUGUAUAAAGCUUAUAAUUCACAUCCAAUAACUGCUCCUUCUCCUCUAACCGGAUUACCUGAGUUUUCUCACUUGGGUUGGGGCCACUGGUUUACAUUGAGAGAUCUUGAGCUUGCAACAGGUCGGUUUUCAAAGGAGAAUAUUCUCGGUGAGGGUGGAUAUGGCAUUGUCUACCGGGGGAAUUUGAUUAAUGGAACACCUGUAGCUAUUAAGAAGCUCCUCAACAAUCUAGGCCAAGCAGAGAAAGAGUUCCAAGUGGAGGUUGAAGCCAUUGGCCAUGUGCGUCACAAAAAUUUGGUCCGCCUUCUAGGAUACUGCAUUGAAGGAACUCACAGGAUGCUGGUUUACGAAUAUGUCAACAAUGGCAAUUUGGAACAGUGGCUUCAUGGAGCCAUGCGACACCACGGGUAUCUAACUUGGGAGGCUAGGAUGAAGGUUCUCCUUGGGACAGCUAAAGCUCUUGCCUAUUUGCAUGAGAAUAUUGAGCCCAAAGUUGUUCAUCGAGAUAUAAAAUCAAGUAAUAUAUUGAUUGAUGAUGACUUCAAUGCGAAGGUCUCUGAUUUUGGUCUGGCCAAACUGCUUGGUGCUGGUAAAAGUCAUAUCACAACUCGAGUCAUGGGUACCUUUGGGUAUGUGGCUCCUGAAUAUGCAAAUACUGGUCUCUUGAAUGAAAAGAGUGAUGUUUAUAGCUUUGGGGUAGUGUUGUUAGAAUCGAUCACAGGAAGAGAUCCUGUGGACUAUGGCCGUCCUGCCCAAGAGGUGAAUCUUGUUGAUUGGUUGAAAAUGAUGGUUGGAAGCAGGCGCUCUGAGGAAGUAGUAGAUCCAAAUAUUGAAACAAGGCCACCAACAAGAGCUCUCAAAAGAGCCCUUCUGACUGCUCUGAGAUGUGUUGAUCCAGAUUCUGACAAGAGACCAAAGAUGAGCCAAGUUGUUCGUAUGCUUGAAUCAGAGGAAUAUCCCAUACCAAGAGAGGAUCGAAGGCAACGAAGAUCUCAAGCAGGUAACGGGGAGAGUGAUUCUCAAAACUACGACACUGACAAGAGUGACAACCCAGAUCCAAGGUCGGAAAGUAGAAGGAACCAUCAAGUAUAACCAUCUAAGACACAGCUUUCUGGUCUUUUAUGAGGAGUGUGCCACUUACAAAGCUUUCAUCAUAAUGAAAGUCUACCGGAUCAAAAUGAGUAGGAGGAUGAACUGUUUCUGCUCGUAUAUUGCUGGUCAGAGAUUGACUACUUUUCUCCCCCCCUUUAAGGGUUCUAUUCUUUCUUAUUAUCUUUUAUUUGUACCUUGUUUUUUCUUCUUAUUUUGGUUCUUUCCUUGUAUGAAAGUAGAUAGGGAGUUAAUUGUUGUGGACUUGAUGGUCUUGUAACUAAACUGGAAGCAAUCAGGGGCGGGGUUUGUGUACAGAAGAAUUUCUUGCUUCGGUAUUCAACAUUGUUCAAGUAGUAUUGUAAUUUAUUUUCUUCUAAUGUAAAUUCUAGCAGAAACAAAAUAUGCAAUGUGAUUUCGUUUCAUCUGCCUAA